Uloborus diversus is the source of this 2344-nucleotide messenger RNA. Its product is annotated as glucosidase 2 subunit beta-like. Gene Ontology annotation, cellular component: glucosidase II complex. The coding region runs from base 223 to 1875 and encodes 550 amino acids. Gene Ontology annotation, molecular function: calcium ion binding. NCBI's taxonomy places the organism in Eukaryota, Metazoa, Arthropoda, Arachnida, Araneae, Uloboridae. The record is from RefSeq and is a predicted model, not a curated record. Gene Ontology annotation, biological process: N-glycan processing. The transcript is spliced from 16 exons.
AAAAAGCUGACAUGCUUUUAAUCGUUUUCUAGUUUUAAAAUUUAGCGAAACUGCGCCAACAUAGCAACUCAUUCUGUCCGAAGAGCCAAUCAGAUUUGCAAAGUGUAGAGAAAUUUCUUCUGUUGAAAGUCGUGUCAGGAUCGGUAAAUCAGGGCAUUUAAUUGUUUUUCUUGUCAGCUGUGCAUAAUUUUUCUUUUUGUUACGUGUUCCUGCAUAUCCAAAAUGCCUUAUUUCAAAUACUAUAUUUCAAUUGGAAACAUUAUACUUAUAGCAUUAUUUUUUAAUUGUGUAUUUAUCGAAGCAGUGGAUGUGUUAAGACCUCGUGGAGUUUCUUUAUCAAGUAAAAUAUUCUAUGUUCCUGAUAGAGAUUUUGGUUGCAUUGAUGGUUCUGAUACAAUUCCAUUUAGUUUUGUAAAUGAUGAUUAUUGUGAUUGUAAAGAUGGAUCGGAUGAGCCAGGAACUUCUGCUUGUGAACUGGCUGUUUUUCAUUGCAUAAACUCUGGGCACAUAUCAAUCAACAUUCCUUCAUCAAGAGUAAAUGAUAACAUUUGUGAUUGUUGUGAUGGCAGUGAUGAAUAUAAUAGCACUGCUGAUUGUGUGAAUACUUGUUUAGAACUUGGCCGACAAGCAAGAGAAGAGGAGCAGAAGCUGCAAGAGUUGUAUGAACAAGGCUUUGCUUUGAGGCAGCAGUAUGCAGUUCAAGGUAAACAAAUAGAAGAAAACAAUAAAGUGCAGUUAGAAAAUUUGAAAAAAGUAGAAAUUGAAGAAGAGAAAAAUAAAGCCGAAAAGGAAGCUAUUAAAAAUGAAGCUGAAGAUAAAGAAAAGGCUGCCUUAUCUGCUUAUAACUCUGCAAAAGAAGAACAAAGGAAGAAACAAGAAGAAUUAGAAAUGAUUCAGCACCAAGAAAUGGAACGAAAACUGGCAGAAACUGCUUUUCAUGAACUAGAUCUCAACCAAGAUGGCUUAUUGUCCUAUGAUGAGCUUCAAAAAUUUCCUAAAUUUGAUAGCAAUCAUGAUGGUAUUGUUUCCGAAGAUGAAGCUAAGUUUUUCUUACACAUGAAAGAUUUUUUGCUCCUUGAUGAAUUUAUUACAACUGGCUGGAUGAUCAUGAAACCUAUUUAUUUAUCAGAAAAUGAAGCAGCUGGUGAUGCGUCUACCAGUGAAGGUACAGAGGAAGAGACUCUAGGACAACCAGAAAUGGAACCAGAAGCAAAUGUUGGCCAAGAAGAAUCAGAUGAUGAGACAUACAAUCCAGACGAAGAAAAUCCUGAAGAGGAAGAUCUCAUAGAUGAUGAAGUGGAAACACCACCAUCUUUUCCUCCAAAAGAUACCACAGAAGAUGUAAAAUCGGAAGAAUCAGAAUAUGAUGAAGAAACUCGCCAGCUUGUUGAUGCUGCUAGAGAUGCCAGACAGAAAUUUAAAGAAUCUGUUGAUGCCCUGGACAAAAUUAAAGAUGAAAUAAGAAAACUGCAGACAGAUCUUGAUUCAGAUUUUGGGAAAGAUAGAGAAUUUGCUGCACUCAAAGGGCAGUGUUUUGACUUUGAUGAUCGAGAGUACACAUACAGGUUUUGCCCCUUUGACAAAGCUAGUCAAAUUUCUAAAUCUGGUGGAUCUGAUGUUAGUUUAGGGCGCUGGGGUUCUUGGGUAGGACCUGAAGAAAAUAGGUAUUCAAAAAUGAGGUAUGACAAUGGACAAACAUGUUGGAAUGGACCAGCAAGAUCAGUUGUGGUGCUUCUUCACUGUGGGCUGGAAAAUAAACUGUUAUCCUCCAGUGAACCUAAUCGUUGUGAAUAUCUCUUUGAAUUCAGUACUCCAGCCAUGUGUGCUUUACAUGAAAAUGUUUCUCAAACUGAGCAUCAACACACGGAACUUUAGAGCACUAUGUAUUUGUGUAAGAUUUUAGAAUACUUGAAAAAUAUUACUGUAAUAGUCACACAAAUUUCUUUAUAUUUUUAUCUACAUGAGAAACACUUAUAUAAUGGUUUUUGUGUUGUAUCACUCUAAUACUAUUUUUACAAAUCAACUUGUGAUAUUCUUGUACAAUGGUGGUUCAGAUUUUAUUUCUGGAAGCAAGUAAAUGGUUUUCAAUCAAGGAUUUUUCAUGCGAACAUUAAACUAGUUUUAAAAUAAAUGUCAAAAGAAAGUCGCUGAAAUCACAGAAAAAUCCUCUUGAUCUGAACCAUUUAUAUUAGUUAUUCAAGUCUUCAAUUUAAAUAGGUUUCGAACCUUCUCAAAUACAGAUUUAACACACCAACAUUUCAUAUUUUUUUCUUUUCAAUUGUUCUAUAAAACAUUUGUCAGUUUUUAGUAGCAUCAAUUUUUUACUUUUGCAGCUUAAAUUCCU